AAUUAAUGUAUUGUUUGUUUAGUGUUAUGUUGUGUUCUGUAGCGGCGUUGCUGGCUUGCAUCAACCCCCAAAAAUGGGGAGUUUGCCUCACCAAUAUUUACAUGCAAAAAUCGCCACUGAUGAUAUGUAAUUGCGAUUCUCACAAUUCUAUAUGUAUUGCGAUUCAAUACUGAGAUAGUAUUGCAAUUUGAUGUUCCAAACAUAUUGCUAACAAUAUGUUUGCUGUAUUAUUUGAAAAAUGUCAAUAGAACCCCGAAAAGCCUUUAUGCACAAUAUUGCUAUAAUAACCAUCAUAUUGAAGUAAACUUGGGAGUCGCAUAUGAUAUGCUGUGUGGUCCUUUCACUAUGACCUUUGAAAGUAUGCAGUUUAUUAGGUUACAGAUGAAAGAGGCCCUAUGUUAUGGUGAACUUCACAGGGGUGGUGAAAGUGCAUUGUGUUCCUUUCCAGUAGAUAUCGAGGGUAUUAUUCUGGUGACAUGAUGAUCGAUGCUUGACUGCCAUUUGACAAAUAAAAACGAUCUCGCUCACUCACCACGUUUCCAUCCACAGUUUUUAUGCUUGAGUUAAGUCAUACUGUUUGAAAAUAAAAUCUUGACACCUGUGAUGGAAACAGGGAUUUAAGGAACACUUUUAUAAAUGCCUUUGUUCGUUUGACAUGGAGGGAUAUUUUUGUUUAUUAGGCUAUAAUAAGUUAUAAAUUAUGAUGAACUUCACAGGGUGGUGAAUAUCGAGGGUCUUAUUCUGGUGAAAUGAUGAUCGAUGCUUUACUGCCGCUUGACAAAUACACAUAGUUUUGCUCUUAUCUAUAAUAAUCUCAUCAUGUUGACAAUUGUUUUUUGUCUAUUAUCCAUAAUAGUCUAAUCAUGUAGAUUUGUAUAGCCUACCAACAGAGCCUAACCACACUGUAUCUGUGAGUUGUUGCUAUGGUGCAUGUCCCAAGACCAGAGUAGGCACAUUUGCUAUUUAAUGCAACUGUUGAAAAUGUGAUGGAAACACAUUGAAGCGAAAAAGUACAUUUUGUGUGCACUAUAUCAUCACUCAGUGAUUUAUCUAAAUAUUUUUUAUCUGCAACAAGUCCUGGUGGAAACACCACUGGUGGGGAAAAUGCGUAUAUUUUCUUUAUGCACAUUUUUGAAUAUUUGCAUGAAAAUCUGUCAACAAUUGGAAGGAAACUAGCUAGUCAUGGAAGUAAAAGUGUUGGUUCACUAUUUAAAAAGAAGAUGGAGAACAAGCUAUAGGACUAAAAAUACCAGAGUUUGGGUGCAGGUACAGGCGACUAGUGCUAGCUAAAGCUAUAUAGCAAGAAUUUAAAAUAAAUAAAACAUUGUAAUAUCGAUUUCUUUCCCCCAUCACUACUAGUAGGCCUAGGCUACCUAAUGUUUGGUGUACCUCUUUUUAUAUAGUAUCACUAGGCUAUGUGGAAAAAAGGAAAAUAACAACAUAAUGAUACCACAAAAACGUUUUUUAAACAGUUGGUAAGCAUAGAGUCAAAUACUCGUAUCUCAAGUCGCUAUGGUGCAUAAAGAUGGAGGAAUUCCGAUAUGAAUUAUUCCUUUGAGCACUAUCACAUACUUUUAGAACUAUGGUUCAAUGUUGCAGCAAUUUGAAAAAAAACUAAAAAGUAGAUUGUGCUGAUUUAUAGGCACAUUGAACCAUAGUUUUAAAAGUAUGUAGAUAGAUAGUGCUCAAAUAAAUCAUAUCGGAAUUCCUCCAUCUUUAUGCACCAUAGUAAUGGUAAUAAUAGUAAUACAGUCAGUGUUAGAUAGCAUUUAAUUUUCAGUCUCACCCAAGCAAGGACUGUCUGAACUAAGUUAACGUUAGUUAGAAAACUAAACUCAGUCUCUUUGGAGGAGAUCCCGGCUCCACGAAUGUCGGACAGUGAAGACAGCGACUUCUCUGACAACCAGAGUGAACAAAGUAGCGAAGCCGAGGAGGUGGAUAAAAAUGAGGCAGAGGAAGAUGGGCAGGCAAGUUUAUCUGGCAGUGACAAGGCAGCAGAAGAGGAAGGGGAAGACUUGGCAGAUGAGUAUGACGAAGAGGAGGAAGAGGAUGAUGAUGACCGUCCCAGAAAGAAACCCAGGCAUGGAGGUUUCAUCUUAGAUGAAGCCGAUGUGGAUGAUGAGUAUGAAGAUGAAGACCCGUGGGAGGAAGGUGCUGAGGAUAUUUUAGAGAAAGCAGAGGAAGCGGAGGUGUCCAACAUUGACCAUGUGGUCCUGGAUGAGGACAACUCUGGCUCCCGCAGGCUGCAGAACCUCUGGAGAGAUUCCAGAGAAGAGGCCUUGGGUGAAUAUUACAUGAGGAAAUAUGCCAAGCAAUCAGGAAAUGAUUUUCCUGGGGGUUCUGAGGAACUGUCUGAUGACAUCACCCAGCAGCAGCUGCUCCCUGGCGUCAAGGAUCCUAAUCUUUGGACGGUCAAGUGUAAGAUUGGAGAAGAGAGAGCAACCGCCAUCGCAUUGAUGAGGAAAUGCAUUGCCUAUCAAUUCACAGACACGCCCCUCCAAAUCAAGUCGGUAGUGGCUCCCGAACAUGUCAAAGGUUACAUCUAUGUGGAGUCGUACAAGCAGACUCACGUCAAGGCUGCAAUUGAUUGAAUAGGCAACCUGAGGAUGGGCUUCUGGAACCAGCAGAUGGUUCCCAUCAAGGAGAUGACAGACGUCCUCAAGGUGGUCAAAGAGGUGACUAACCUCAAGCCCAAGUCCUGGGUCCGCCUCAAGAGAGGCCUCUACAAAGAUGACAUUGCCCAGGUGGACUAUGUGGAGCCCAGUCAGAACACGAUAUCACUGAAGAUGAUUCCCAGGAUAGAUUUGGACAGAAUUAAGGCCCGUAUGAGCAUGAAAGACUGGUUUGCAAAGCGGAAGAAGUUCAAGAGACCAGCCCAGAGACUCUUCGAUGCGGAAAAGAUCAGGUCACUUGGUGGGGAUGUCAGCCACGAUGGAGACUUCAUGAUAUUUGAAGCUAACCGCUACAGCCGUAAAGGGUUCCUCUUCAAGAGCUUUGCCAUGUCUGCUGUGAUCACUGAAGGAGUGAAACCCACUCUGUCAGAGCUGGAUAAGUUUGAGGAUCAGCCAGAAGGCAUUGAUCUGGAGGUGGUGACUGAAACCGCAGGUAAAGAGCGUGAGCACAACCUCCAGGCUGGGGACAACGUGGAGGUGUGUGAAGGGGAGCUGAUCAACUUGCAGGGCAAGAUCCUGAGUGUGGAUGGCAACAAGAUCACCAUCAUGCCCAAGCAUGAGGACCUGAAGGAUCCGCUGGAGUUCCCGGCCCAUGAAUUGAGGAAGUACUUCCGUAUGGGUGACCACGUCAAGUUGAUAGCAGGCCGCUACGAGGGCGACACCGGCCUCAUCGUACGCGUGGAGGAGAACUUUGUCAUCCUCUUCUCUGACCUCACCAUGCACGAGUUGAAGGUCCUGCCCCGGGACUUACAGCUGUGCUCUGAGACGGCGUCAGGGGUAGAUGCUGGGGGCCAGCACGAAUGGGGAGAGCUGGUCCAACUGGACCCCCAGACCGUGGGAGUCAUUGUCAGGCUGGAGAGAGAGACAUUCCAGGUCCUCAACAUGGACGGCAAGGUGCUGACGGUGCGUCACCAGGCAGUGAAUCGGCGGAAAGACAACCGCUUUGUUGUGGCACUGGACUCUGAGCAGAACAACAUUCACGUGAAAGACAUCGUCAAGGUCAUCGACGGGCCACACUCGGGGCGUGAGGGAGAGAUCCGCCACAUUUUCCGAGGCUUUGCCUUCCUGCACUGUAAAAAGCUGGUGGAGAACGGGGGCAUGUUCGUCUGCAAGACACGCCACGUGGUGCUGGCCGGGGGCUCCAAGCCCAGAGACGUCACCAACUUCACCGUGGGAGGCUUCGCUCCGAGGAGUCCAAGUAUCAGCAGCCCCAAGCAUCCAGGUGGUGGUGGUGGUGGUGGUCAGCAGCAGAGGGGUGGUGGAGGAGGUGGACAGAUGGGGCGUGGCCGGGGCAGGAGGGACAACGACCUGAUUGGACAGACCGUCCGCAUCUCCCAUGGACCAUACAAGGGGUACAUUGGUGUGGUGAAGGAUGCCACUGAGUCGACAGCCAGAGUGGAGCUGCACUCAACAUGCCAGACCAUCUCUGUGGACCGACAGCGUCUCACCACAAUGGGAGCCAAGAGCCAUGGAGGAAUGACUUCCACCCACGGACGCACUCCCAUGUACGGUCCCCAGACCCCCAUGUACGGGACAGGCUCCCGUACCCCCAUGUAUAACUCUCAGACCCCCUUACACGAUGCCAGCCGUACACCGCACUACGGCUCGCAGACCCCGCUGCAUGAUGGGAGCAGAACGCCGGGGCAGAGCGGAGCGUGGGACCCCAACAACCCCAACACACCGUCCAGGGCGGACGAUGACUUUGAGUUUGGUUAUGAUGACGAGCCCUCGCCGUCCCCUCAGGGCUACGGGGGCACGCCUAACCCCCAGACCCCUGGCUACCCAGAGGUGCCCUCACCCCAGGUCAAUCCCCAGUACAACCCCCAGACCCCAGGCACCCCAGCCAUGUACAACACGGAACAGUACUCGCCGUACACUGCCCCCUCCCCACAGGGCUCGUACCAGCCCAGCCCCAGUCCCCAGAGCUACCAUCAGGUGGCCCCCAGCCCAGUGGGCUACCAGAACACACACUCACCAGCCAGCUACCACCCCACACCCUCACCCAUGGCAUACCAGGCCAGUCCGAGCCCCAGCCCGGUAGGCUACAGCCCCAUGACCCCCGGCGCCCCCUCCCCUGGCGGCUACAACCCCCACACCCCCGGCUCCAACAUCGACCAGACCUCCUGCGACUGGGUCACCACCGACAUCCUAGUGCACGUUAAGGACACCUUCCUGGACAGCCAGGUGGUUAACCAGACGGGCGUCAUCCGCAGUGUCACGGGUGGCAUGUGCUCAGUCUUCCUCCAGGACACAGAGAAGGUGGUGAGCAUCUCCAGUGAACACCUAGAGCCUGUCACCCCAACUAAGAACAACAAGGUGAAGGUGAUUUUAGGGGAGGACCGCGAGGCCACGGGGAUCCUACUGAGUAUUGAUGGGGACGACGGCAUCGUCAGGAUGGAGCUGGAUGACCAGCUGAAGAUUCUCAACCUCCGCUUCCUGGGCAAGCUGGAGCUCUGAGCCCUCACACCCCAACCUCACAACACGCCCUCACUGCAAAGCAACGUCACUCAAAACAAGCAGAAUAUGUGCCCCCAUGUUCACUAUCAAAGAUUAAAAUUGCCCGUGUAAUUUAUUUUCAGCCAAACUUGUGCUCUUAGUGAACUCGCAUUGGUUUUUAGUGCUCUGUGGUUGUAAUUUCUGUCUGUUCUUUACUUUUUUUGUUAUAGAAACUACCUUUUGGUUAUGCGUGUACAAUGUCAAUUAAAUAUUAACUGUU
Molecule: messenger RNA, 5388 nt
Organism: Oncorhynchus keta (chum salmon)
Lineage: Eukaryota; Metazoa; Chordata; Actinopteri; Salmoniformes; Salmonidae
Product: transcription elongation factor SPT5-like
Exons: 29
Biological process (GO): transcription elongation by RNA polymerase II; regulation of DNA-templated transcription elongation; regulation of transcription by RNA polymerase II
Cellular component (GO): DSIF complex
Molecular function (GO): protein binding; mRNA binding
Source: RefSeq, a predicted model, not a curated record